GACUUGAUCUACUCCUGCCAGUGGCACGUGUGGGGCUGUGACCUUGUGACCCAGAGUUCCUGCUGCGCACAGCAUCCCCUGCCCACCCCAGGCGGGCCGGCCACUGCCCAGGGCCUCCCGGUACCACUCAGGAAUGUGGGAGGGCCUCAGCUCCAUAAAGCCUGUGUCAGGGUCCCAGGAGAUGGGGUGUAUGGGUCUCAUGCUGCCGGAGAGGCACUGCCCCAGCCACAACGCUGGGGUGGCUCCACCCAGCCUCUUCCUCCUGCCAUCUGUGCUGACUCACCACCAGGGCCAGGGCUUGUGCCCCAGAGCCCAGCCAGGCAUCUAUAAAAGCAGACUGGUUCAGGCCCCAGCAUCCUGCUUGAUCACCACCUGUCGCCUCACAAUGUUGGGAGGCCUGGGGAAGCUUGCCGCCGAGGGUCUGGCCCACCGCACCGAGAAGGCCACCGAGGAAGCUGUUGACUUCGUGGAGGGAGUGGUGAAGGAGGUGGUGAAGCCUGCCAAGGAGGCUGGAGAGAAUGGAGCUGUGCGGCCCUCUGCCCCACAGACUCCUCCAGGGCAUGACCCGCCGUUGCCGGAGCUUUAAAGAAGACCCACGAGACAAGGGACAAAGUGGUAAAGGAAGUCACUGAGGCGGUGACCAACACAGUCACAAAUGCUGU
This is a messenger RNA of Aethalodelphis obliquidens (Pacific white-sided dolphin), 662 nucleotides long. RefSeq names its product family with sequence similarity 25 member A (gene FAM25A). Bases 134 to 586 code for a protein of 150 amino acids. The transcript is spliced from 5 exons. Lineage: Eukaryota; Metazoa; Chordata; Mammalia; Artiodactyla; Delphinidae. The record is from RefSeq and is a predicted model, not a curated record.